GAAAUUACGAGGAGACACCGAAGGCGGCACUAGCCUUGUCGUUGUGUUCAGUGUGUGGCAUGACCCAUUUGUCUCCGGUGGUAACGUCAAUAUAAUUCACCGCAGAUUUAACUUUAUUAGCUAGCACUAUGUAGCUGUCUGUAUAAAUGCUGGACUUUUUCAGGCACCAACACUAAAGCGUUGGAAGAACAGCUUUCUAGCUGCUCUGCUAGCUAGCUAGCUACAUCAGGAGGCGCACCAAAUGCCCAACGCUGGUGUCAAAUGCUAACCUAGCUAUACUUUUAGCAUCAUAGCAGCUGUUCCGUCCACUUGAAGGCAUCUUUGAGUCCUACGAUAGUCUAACGUUAAACAGACUAACGUUACAUACAGUCUAUGAUACCUCAGAUAUCAGCAAAAUGACCUCAGCUUCCACUAAAGUUGGGGAGAUCUUCUCUGCAGCUGGAGCUGCCUUCACCAAACUAGGAGAGCUCACCAUGCAGCUUCAUCCAGUGGCAGACUCCAGUCCUGCAGGCGGUCAGACCAAGAGCACAGUGAAGAGGAAGCUGUAUGAAGACGGCGCUCCGCCCGCCGCCUCUGACGGCCCAAAAAAGGUCAUCAAGAAAACCCCUGCUACCGUUGCCAUGGCCACGCAGGGUACUCCAACCACCAUUGCCGUGCCUACAGCUCGGGUCGCCGUGGCAUCAGGACUUCAGGGCCCCGCCUCCACCCUGAAGAAACAGAAGACUGCAGACGUGACCCUCAGUGCUCUUAAUGACUCAGAUGUCAACAGUGAUCUGGUGGACAUGGAGGGACUGGGGCAAGGAUCCAACUCCAAAAAACUCACCAACUUUGAUCAAGAUAACCUAAACCUGGACUCGAGCCUCAUCAUGAAUCCCAGUGAUCUGCCUCUGCUCUCCCGUUGACACUUUACACUUCCUCUGGACUUUGAAUGACGGACAAAUCUAUAAAAGUCACACCCACGUUGUAACAAACUGGACUUAUCCUUAGAGCCAGAAGAGGGUGACCACCCACAAGAGAGUAAAUCUAGUAGUAUUGAAUAUUUUGCCUUGUCACGGAGGACAGAUGUCCCACGCAUUCCCAUUGCUGGGAAGUUGUUGGCACCAUCAGCAACGUCUUAGGAUCAUUUAAAAAAACAUUUUUUUUUUACUGCAAUCAUUUUUUAUUUUAGACCAUUUCCACUCCUCCUCAUCAACUUGUUCUUUGACGGAACUGACUUUAUGCAGUAAGGAAGCUGUUUGAACAUUCAUACUUCCUGUGUUUGUUUUUUUAAAGAAAAGCCACAAAAACAAGGACAAUGCAGCAGAGAGACCUCGGUUGCGUCAACAAGACGAACGCCCCCCCCCCAUCCACAUGCACAUACUGCUAAAGGACAGCCAUUUGAAAGCAGAUAUGUCUGAAAAAUUUAAACGGUACUAUUUGAUUGUAUUUCAUAUUAAAUUUGUUCUUGCUACAUUUUGACAAUGGUUGUGUUAGCAAGUGCUAACGCAAGUUUUUUGUUAGUUUUUUUUGUUUUUGUUGUGGUGUUGGGCAAAAACUCCUUAAUGACCUUUCAGCGUAUUGUAGUUCAAGUGAUCUGAGGCUACAUUGAUAUUGCUACGUUUUGGUUUAAAAACGAAUAUCUUUUGCUACGUUUACACCGCGCAUCCACACUGGUUUGGCGUUCCAGAGCCCCUAAACCGGAGCCGUUUG
Molecule: messenger RNA, 1689 nt
Organism: Etheostoma spectabile (orangethroat darter)
Lineage: Eukaryota; Metazoa; Chordata; Actinopteri; Perciformes; Percidae
Product: chromatin complexes subunit BAP18
Exons: 5
Coding region: 396-902 (168 amino acids)
Cellular component (GO): MLL1 complex; NURF complex
Source: RefSeq, a predicted model, not a curated record